Cannabis sativa is the source of this 1512-nucleotide messenger RNA. RefSeq lists its product as uncharacterized. NCBI's taxonomy places the organism in Eukaryota, Viridiplantae, Streptophyta, Magnoliopsida, Rosales, Cannabaceae. The transcript has a single exon. The record is from RefSeq and is a predicted model, not a curated record. Bases 1 to 1512 code for a protein of 503 amino acids.
AUGUCACGAAAUAGAGACAGAUUAGGGAGAUUUGUAAAACAACAAAUUGAAAUUUUAGAAAACUCUCCUAAAUCGUCUUCUUCCACUCGUUCUCAUUCACCACCAUCACCCAUACUUCCUGCACUGCCAAUGAUGGCUCAACAACAGGAAAUCCAACCAAGAACGCUACAGGAUUAUCUACAUCCUACGCGUACGGCCACACCUUCAUGCAUAAUGUAUCCCAUGAAUAUGCCCAACUUCGAUUUCAAACCUGGCAUGAUUCAACUUUUACCAACCUUUCAUGGUAUGGAAAAUGAGAGUCCAUAUGUGCAUAUUCAGGCCUUCGAAGAGGUGGUGGCCACAUUCAACAACCAAGCUGACAUCAUUAACUUGGUGAGAUUGAAGUUCUUUCCUUUCUCACUCAAGGAUAAAGCCAAAAGCUGGUUGUAUUCCUUAAGGCCAAGGUCUAUUGGGACAUGGGAUGAGAUGACAAAAGUAUUUUUCUCUAAAUUUUUUCCACCCCAUAAGACCAGCAGCCUUAAGAGGCAAAUCUCUACCUUCACCCAAAAGGACCAUGAAACAUUUCAUCAGGUCUGGGAGAGGUUUAAAGAUUUGAUGGGCCAGUGCCCACAUCAUGGAUACGAAAGUUGGCGUCUUGUCAGCUAUUUCUACGACGGUCUCACAGCCGACAAAAGACAAUUCGUACAAAUGAUGUGCAAUGGCGACUUCCUACAGAAAGAUCCCGAAGAAGCUUUGGAAUAUCUUGAAGAAAUUUCUGAAAAAUCAUACACAUGGAGUGCGCCAAGUCCUACAGACAAGCCACGAACAGCCGGAGUCUACCAAUUGAAGGAGGAGGACAGUGUGAAAGCUCAACUUGAAGCUUUGAAAAAACAAUUUGAGGCUUUCAAAACUCAAGAAGGUAAAGCACUCCAGAUCGCUGCAAAAGUGGAAAAGCAAGAACCAUGCUUCAUUUGUGGAGGGACUGAUCAUCAACCACAAGAGUGCCCUAGUCUUAGUAUGUUGAGGGGAGAAGAUGAGGAACCGUGUAAUGCCUUAGGGGAUUACAAGAAGCCUUAUAAUGCCUACUCCAACACAUACAAUCCUGGUUGGCGUAACCAUCCCAAUUUCAGUUGGAAGGAUACAAGUCAAAAUCAAGCAUCUGGGAGCCAAUGGAGGCCUGAUCAACAAAAGAAUUCUCUUGAGAGUUCCAUGAAAAUUCUCGCAGAAUCCCAACUAGAGUUCAGGACUUAUUUCACUCAGGUGAUAGAGGAAUUGAAGGACAUAAAGAUUCAAAUAACAAAGUUAAAUGAUUCUUCAGUCAUUCAAGAGCGUGGUAAGCUUCCCGCUCAGCCUCUAAUCACUCCCAAAGGGCAACAUAUGGCACAAACCUCCGCUCCUUCAGAGUCUAAUCUCAAAGGGGUUAAUGCUAUUACUACCCGAAGUGGUCAAAGUACGGUAUCACCAUUACCUAAGACCACUAGUGUACCAAUGCCCGCUCCAGAUGCUGAUGUGCCACAGAACCUUCCAAUGUAA